Messenger RNA from Nerophis lumbriciformis (worm pipefish), 2475 nucleotides. The record is from RefSeq and is a predicted model, not a curated record. NCBI's taxonomy places the organism in Eukaryota, Metazoa, Chordata, Actinopteri, Syngnathiformes, Syngnathidae.
AUGGAGUUAGUGUCCGUGCAGUAUGAGUACGAAAUCCAUGAGGGCCAUCUCAUAUCUACUGAGCACAAUGAAACCGACUUUUCGUUCUCCGGAACCUACGAACCCUGGCGGCGUGUUCGCACCAAGCAACAUGCCACCAGGCCGAUUGGAGAUUCCUGCCAUUUCUCCACAUUUGGCAUCUGUGGUGGUGAGGCUGAUGUGACACCUGAAAGAAGCACAUGUGAUGGAGUAGACGCAUCACAUGAACAGGCGGGGUUGACUGUGAAUGAGGAGGAUCAGUCGGCCUCGUGUGAGGUCAUUGCAAACCGUGAGGUUGACGAUGAGAGCGUAGGAGCGCCAAUUUACGUCAACGUAGCUCAGCUUCGCCAGGACCCCAACGAAUUACAUCAGCUUCGCCAGGACUCUGGCGAAUCAAAGACCCUUCCAGACACUGACGGAUGGGAGGUGCACGUUGACCCGGAGAGUGGUCAGAACUACUACUACCACCCCGCCACGGGGCGCUCCACCUGGGAAAAACCCCUCGCUGAGCCUCCCCCUGACCCUGAACUGCACACCGCGUCACCCCCUCGGUCUCCCGCCUGCUUGCUGUCCACCUCCUGGGAACAGCUAGUGGAUGAACGCAGCGGGUGCCCCUACUUCCACAACACUAUGUCUGGGGAAACAUCAUGGGAGCCGCCGGAGCUGCUCAGCCCCUAUACGCCCCUGACAGAGCCCAUGAGCGUGCACCGCUUUCACCAGGGCGAGUCGCCUCAGUUACCCGAGGAAGACUACCACUCAGAAGAUUACCCAGGAGGCGCUAAUGGACCCGAACUGGGCGAGGAGUCCCCGGCCAUGGUGUCCCCCAUUUCUCACAGAGAAUAUGACCUCUCGCAUGUGAGCCGUGCCGUCAUUCCCCGGGCUGUCUUGGACCGCAGGGCGCCCCCUGGAUGGAGUCUCAGCGUGGAACCCGAUGGCACCUGGGUGUUUACCAAUGAGCACUCGCGGGAGCAGUGGGUCAAGUCCUUGGACGAUCUGGGGCAGACUUACUACUACCUGAAAGACGGCUCGAAGUCCCAGUGGAACCUGCCUGAGGCAGUGCCUUUGUCGCCAGGUCAGUCUCAGGAGGAGGAGGACGUCGUAGAGACUGACGUGAGCGAUGGCAAGAUCUGGAGACGGAAGGUGGGACCAUCUCAACUUGUGCCGGUCCAAGAUGACACAAGGUUCUUCCCGACCCACCAAAGGACCACGUCGGACUACAGUAGUGACAGCUCAAGCACAGGAAACUCUCCUGAGGCGCAGCCCACCAAUUCUCUGGUUGGAUUUCAGGUGCAGAACUUAGAAAAGGCUGGGAUUCUGAACAAAACAAAAGUGUCUGAAAACGGAAAAAAAGUCAGGAAAAACUGGGCUCAGACAUGGACGGUCCUACAUGGAGGCAUGCUGACCUUCCACAAGGACCCAAAAUCGACAUCUCCUGGAAUUUCGAACAAGACCAAUCAGAUUGUCCCAGAGGUGACGGUGGACCUACGAGGCGCCAUUCUUGGCUGGGCCUCGAGGGAUAAAUCGAGCAAGAAGAACGUUUUAGAGUUAAAAAGCAAGAAUGGCGUCGAGUUUCUGAUUCAGUACGAUACUGAGAGCAUCAUCAACGACUGGCACGAUGUAUUAUUGGACACCAUACGACAACUGGAGUACCAGGAACCCCACUCUGAGGAGGAGGACGGAAGUGACACAUACGAAAAGAUCGGCGGCGCGGAGCAACAGUUGUCUAAUGACUUUCGAAGGGGCUCUAGGCAAAGUGUCAGCAGCAAUAGCGGUGGAGAAACUGACCCAAAGAAGGUCCGCUCCAAGCUGAAAAAAUUCCUGACAAAGCGUCCGUCACUCCAGUCUGUCAAGGAGAAAGGUUACAUACGAGACAACGUGUUCGGAUGCCACCUCGGCACACUUUGCGCGCAGGAAAGGACCACUGUUCCAAGCUUUGUGGAGAAGUGUAUCGCAGCCCUGGAAAAGAGAGGUUUGGACAUUGACGGACUCUACAGGGUCAGCGGGAAUCUCGCUGUCAUCCAGAAACUGCGUUUCAAGGCAGAUCGCGAUGAACUAGAUCUGGAGGACGGCCAGUGGUUGGACCCUCACGUCAUCACAGGAGCACUGAAGCUGUUUUUCCGUGAACUUCCCGAGCCGCUUUUUCCCUACAGCCACUUCCAAAAAUUUAUCAGCGCCAUCAGAAUUCCUGAAUACUCCUCAAGGUUGAAAUCCAUUUAUGAAUUGAUCAAAUCUCUUCCGGCCCCAAAUCAUGACACCAUGAGGCUCCUGUUUGGACAUUUACUGAGAGUGAUCCAGUGUGGUGCAGAAAAUCGCAUGACGGUGCACAAUGUGGCCAUCGUGUUCGGACCAACGCUGCUGCGGUCCGAUGGAGAGUCGGGCAACAUCGCUGUGAACACAGUUUGCCAGAACCAGAUAGUCGAGUUUAUUCUCAACGAGUAUGAGUGCUUCUUUGAUUAG